Psilocybe cubensis is the source of this 1596-nucleotide messenger RNA. RefSeq lists its product as uncharacterized. Bases 1 to 1596 code for a protein of 531 amino acids. The transcript is spliced from 3 exons. Lineage: Eukaryota; Fungi; Basidiomycota; Agaricomycetes; Agaricales; Agrocybaceae. The record is from RefSeq and is a predicted model, not a curated record.
AUGGAGCCUUCCGCCCAGAAAAAUUCCUCUGCAUCCAAUACUUCACACUCCAGUUUGGUAAAACUUGAUUCCUUUUUUGACCUAUUUUCCCUCUUUGGGCCAGUACACUUCUCUCCGACACUCUUAGUUCCUAAGGCAACUAACGUCUACUUCUUGCGCGGUGGUAACAUUGACAAAGACACGAUAAACGUAGUUGUUACAUUCGCCAAAAGCAUUGGCCAGUUUACGUUGAAGGACUUGACUUCCGGAACUGGAACGAUACCCGAAAAGUCUAUUCAUCCAGGCUCUUUUCUGCGCUUGAUUGCUCUCUGUUGUCAAGUGAACCCUGGACCCCUCUUCCCAUCCCUUCACACUUUGAAGAUAGAUGGUGCUGGGACAUCUCUGAAUCAAUUAAAUGUCUUCCUCACGCCGUCUCUUAGGACAUUCGAGUUAACGAACGUCGACGUGAUAUAUCAUGAAUCAAUCUCCAUCUUCUUAUCAACUCUGGCAGAAGAAGCCUCAAAGCUAGCUCACAUAUCCUUUGGACCAGGGCCUGUCCCGACGGACUGGUUAAACUUGUGUUCAAAAUUCAAGGAACUCAGCCACUUAGAGAUCGUUGAAAGCGUGCAGCUCAAAUCUUACGAUUGUAUUCAAACCCUUGGGGGUUUCAAAGCAUUGGAAUCACUCAAAAUCAAUGUCCCAAUAAGCACAGAGUACAUUCCAAAGCUUCAAAUGCAACCCGCUAUCUUCGGGGGUCCAAGCCUUGCGAAUUACAAGUUUUCUCGAGACACAUUUGUUUGUUUGACGUCACUCAUUGCCGUGUUGAAGCUGGAUAUCAUUCACGACCUUCUCAAUCUCAUUACCUCCAAAAAUAUGAAAUUCCUUUCUCUUUCCCUCACUCACCAUCCUCAAAUUUCCCAUUCUGAAAGCGUCGAAUUAUUUCUGAAGCUGAUGAAACAUUUCAUUAAGGAGUGGCAAAACACUCUUGUCUACAUUUCUCUCCAAUUUCCGAAACAGAUAAUUGAACAACCUUUUCCUGCAUCGUCCUCUGCAUCCAAAAAGACGGCUACGGCUUCAAGUUCUCCUAGGUUUCCAAGUGAGGUUCUCCAAGUCUUAUUGCAAUCCCAGAGCCUGGAACAAAUAUGUAUAUCUGGGAUCGGUAUGGACUUCAUACCAGCCAAUAUAUUCUCCGAGUCUGGCUGUAGGACGAAGCUUAAGGAGCUCCAGCUGCCUGUGCACAAUGACUCAGUUGGCAUACCACUAAUGUCACUGCGACAAAUUGCGGAGACGUACCCCAGUCUUGUUUCUCUUCGAUGCGCAAUCGACCUCUGUAGCCCAGUUCCCCAAUCUUCCGACACUUCCGCCUCUAACAAUCCACUGACUCAUAAGCUAAAAUUUCUCUGCGUCACGGAUCCCAAUUUCGUCAAAGAGAAAUCCACAGUGAAUGAAGAAAAGCUGCACGAUAUUGCACGUCACAUCAACAUCUUGUUCCCCAAUCUUGAAGAUAUUAUUGCAGAAGGCGUUGAUGACUUCUCCUAUUGGAAAUCUAUAUACCGGCUGGUUAAACUAUGCCGAAUUGCUGUAGUAGACGAAAAGCGACGUCCUCCACCUUCUUAA